Myotis myotis is the source of this 2399-nucleotide messenger RNA. RefSeq names its product ribosomal RNA processing 15 homolog (gene RRP15). Bases 26 to 886 code for a protein of 286 amino acids. The transcript is spliced from 5 exons. Gene Ontology annotation, biological process: maturation of LSU-rRNA; maturation of 5.8S rRNA. NCBI's taxonomy places the organism in Eukaryota, Metazoa, Chordata, Mammalia, Chiroptera, Vespertilionidae. Gene Ontology annotation, cellular component: preribosome, large subunit precursor. The record is from RefSeq and is a predicted model, not a curated record.
CUGGGGCACUUCCGGUUGGGAAAACAUGGCCGCGGCCGUGCGCGACUCACGUGGGAGUGCGGGGAAGAAGCUGAAACACGCCGUCAAGAGGAAAAAGAAGAUGAAAACGGUAGCCAAGGCUGCAGCAUCGGAGCUGGAAGAUGAGGGCCAAGACGCUGCCGACGUGGGAGGUUCCACAGGAAGGCGUGCGUCACAAAAGCGACACUUUUCUUCUGAUGACGAAGCAGCGGAGGCUGACAAUGAAGAUGAGCUGGAACCCUGUGACGACGACAGCGAAAAUGCUGCUGGAGCCGCCGCGGGGACCAGCUCGGGCUGGGCCGACGCCAUGGCUAAAAUCCUGAACAAGAAAACCCCUAAGAGCAAACCCACCAUCCUGGUCAAAAACAGAGAGCUGGAAAAGGAAAAGGAGAAGUUAAAGCAGGAGAGACUAGAGAAGAGGAAGCAGCUCGAUAAGAAGCGGGAGUGGGAAAUGAUGUGCAGGGUCAAGCCAGAUGUGGUCACCGACAAAGACACCGAGAGGAAUCUGCAGAGGAUCGCCACGAGGGGUGUGGUGCAGUUAUUCAAUGCCGUCCAGAAACAUCAGAAGAACGUUGAUGAGAAGGUCAAGGAGGCCGGGAGCUCGAUCAGGAAGCGUGCGAAGUUGAUAUCAACCGUUUCCAAGAAAGAUUUCAUCAGCGUUCUGAGGGGCAUGGACGGAAGUGCCAGCGACAAAGGUUCGACCGGAAAGAGCUCACAGGCCAAGCAGACUGAAGCGAGAGAAGAGGGCCCAGGAUGGAGCAUCCUCCGAGACGACUUUAUGAUGGGAGCGUCCAUGAAGGACUGGGACAAAGAGAGUGACGGGCCGGAUGGCAGCAGCCCGGGCGGGGGAAGCGACUCCGACACAUAGUGGACGUGCAGGAGGCGCCGCGACAUGGCUCUGUUCUUCCUAGAGAAACACUUCUCGCUCCGGAAGCUGGCGGACCAUCAGGAUGCCGUGUGUCAGGAAGCCAGAAGACUUGCACUUCUCACAUAAGCUUUGUUAAAGUUACGUGUUCGACCUGUGUGUAAGUUUAAGCAUUUGUAAAAAGAAAUGUCCCUCAAAACAUUUGUGAAAAGAAAUGUUUCGACUUGUCCAGCGAGAGGCUCCUUUUGCCCAUCACUGGUUACAAGUUGGUCUUGGGUUUUGGUGUCUUGUCGCAGGUAUUGUACUACCAGCGUUUCCGGAAAUGCAGUGUUCUUCAUCAUGAAAAUGAACUCAACGUUAAUGUUCUCCACCUACAGAUCUGUGCAUUAUAGUUUGUGGGGGGAAGGUUGGUGUUUGUUUUGGUGACCUAUUGAGAAAACGUAGGUAGUAAAGUUUUAAAUUAUAGUAUUUCUGAUUUGGAGUGAUGCUUUUAUAUUUUUUUAGAUAUUCUGGCAAAUAUAUAAGAAACGUGUCAAAUCUAUACUUUUCUAUUACUUUUAUGUGCUAAGUAAUGUACAUAAACAAUGCCUUAAGAUUUAUUUUAAGUGUUGGGCUAUCUUUGCUCUCGUGUCAUUUCUUAGGAAGCACAUGUGACAUGUUCCGUGCGUGUGUGUGUGUGUGUGUGAGAGAGAGAGAGAGAGAGAGAGAGAGAGAGAGAGAGAGACACUGUGAGUUACCUUCAAUUCUCUCUCAUGAUUGGAUGACCAGUGAGGUCGUAGUUAACUAACAAGGGGUCUGUUAAGUAAAAGGAGAAUGCAAAGAUAGACUGUAGUGUUGUUCCAAAAUUUCUGUAAAACUGGGCCUAAGAUCUAAAUCUGUAGGGGAAUUGUUCAAUAAAUGUGAUCUCUUCCCUUUUUUAAAAAGGCUCUGUCCCUGUGUCCAUCUUGCGUAGUACAGAUGGGUCCCUCCUGCUACCCAUGCACACACUCGCUCUGUUAAACACCGAAGGAGAGCCCUCCCCAAACUCCGCUAGAGAAGGGAUGUUUAUAUUCUUCAGCCGGUGAGUGUGGCAGGCAUUGCAUAACUGAAGUUAAAUUAGUCCACGGCCUGGCAUUUGUUAUCAUAAAGGAAGGUGUACACCUACGAUAUCAGGUGACUAAACCAGCAAAGCUCAAAUGCAUUUUUGUAUUUGUUCCAGCUUUUGAACUUGAGUGCCUUAUUAAAUGAUAGGACUGCCAUUUGUCAGGGCAAUAUAAAUAAAUGUGAGCAAAUAUUCUUCAGUAGUAGCAGAGGAGGGUUAAAUAUCCACUUGUAACUUAACGCAGGUGAAUAUUCAGUUCCAUAUAACCUAACACAUAGGUGAUUUGGGGGGAAAAUAUAUAUAUAUAGCACCAAAAUACUGUUUUCUCCCCAGAAUUAAAAAUUACGCUUUAUUUUUUUAUUACUCUUUCUGCAUCAUACUGAACCUUUGCAAAAAUUCUGAGUAAAACUGACAAAUAACUUGUCAUUAUUAAAA